AUCUUUACCAUUACAAAAAUUUGUGUUUCUUAUCUUUUUAUUACCUUUUUUAGACAUCUUUAAUUGAAGUACUUGUUUGUUCUCUCUUAAGGAUCGGUUCGAAAGUUUAAGUUUGAGUUCUCUGUGAUCUCAAUCAACAGAUUUAUUUGUUUUUGCUCUUCUAAAAAGCAGAUUUCAAUACUGAUGACAACCUCCAACACACAACAAAGCUAUGACAAAACAAGUGAACUAAAAGCCUUUGAUGACACAAAAGCAGGUGUCAAAGGACUUAUUGAUAGUGGAAUUACUAAAGUACCUCAAAUAUUCAUUCAUCCAGAGGCCUUAGAAAAUAAAACCACAAAUCCCAAAAAUACACAUUUCAUUUUCCCUUUAAUAGACCUCCAAAACAUCAGCAUUAACAACAAAGAGAUAGUGAAACAAAUUCAAGAAGCAUCAGAGACAUGGGGUUUCUUUCAAGUUAUCAAUCAUGGUAUCCCCGUCCCCGUCCUAGACGAAAUGUUGCGUGGGGCACGACGUUUUCACGAUCAAGAUAUCGACGUUAAAAAGCCAUACUAUAGUCGAGAUAUUGCAAGGAAAGUUAUGUACAAUUGCAAUUUUGAUCUAUUUAGUGAGAAAUCUCUUGCAGCAAAUUGGAGAGACUCACUUUACUCUGUCAUGGCUCCUAAUCCUGCUACUCCCGAGGAAAUCCCCGAGACAUGCAGGGAAAUCACAAUUGAGUACUCAAAUUAUGUGAUGAAUUUGGGAUACACAUUGCUUGAAUUAUUUUCAGAAGGACUUGGUUUAAAACCAAACCAUCUCAAAGAAAUGGGAUGUGCUGAGGGACUAGGCAUUUUGUGCAAUUACUACCCUAAAUGUCCACAACCAGAAAUUGCAAUUGGCACAAGUAGACAUGCUGAUAAUGAUUUUUUCACAGUGCUUUUGCAAGAUGAUAUUGGUGGACUUCAAGUUCUUCACAAGAAUCAAUGGGUUGAUGUUCCUCCUACUCAUGGAGCUUUAGUUGUCAAUAUUGGUGACAUUCUUCAGCUUAUAUCGAAUGACAAAUAUAAGAGCGUAGUUCACAGAGUAUUGGCAAAUACAAUUGGUCCAAGAAUAUCAAUAGCAAGUUUCUUCAGCACAGGGCCAUUUUCAACUUCUAGAAUUUAUGGACCAAUUGAGGAAUUAUUAUCAAAAGAUAAUCCUCCAAAGUAUAGAUCAACAACAAUGAAGGACUUCUUUGAAUAUUCUAAUAAAAAAGGACUUGAUGGCAAUUCUAAUUUGUCUCACUACAAAAUAAUAUGAAUUUUGAUAUGUUGGAGUAAAAAUAAUGUUUUUUUUUGUUUAACCAAAAAAAAAAAGAUUAUCUACCUUAAGAAUAAAAAGAUGUUGCAUUUGUACUUUUGUAUUUGUUUUUGUUUGAUAUAAGAAAUAAGAAUGUGAGAUUAUUUA
This is a messenger RNA of Solanum lycopersicum (tomato), 1425 nucleotides long. It is a transcript of the gene ODD, whose product is annotated as 2-oxoglutarate-dependent dioxygenase. Lineage: Eukaryota; Viridiplantae; Streptophyta; Magnoliopsida; Solanales; Solanaceae. The record is from RefSeq and is marked validated.